AACAGUCCAGUCUUCUCUUGGUGUUCUUCCUUUCUCUCCCCCAGGAAGUCUCUGAGGUAGCAACAUGUCAGACACUGAGGAAAUAGUGGAGGAGUAUGAGGAGGAAGAGGAGGAAGAAGAGGUGGAGGAGGUGAAUGAGGAAGAAGAUGCCGAGGAGGAAGAGGAGGAGAAAGAAGAGAAGAAAGAAGGACAUGUGGAGGAGAGUGAGCAUGAAGAAGAGUCCAAACGCUGGUUUAAGACGACCUAUGUGCCAAACAUCGCUCCUCCAAAGCUCCCUGAGGGCGAGAAGGUGGAUUUUGACGACCUCCACCGCAAGAGACUAGAAAAGGACUUCAACGACCUUCAGACUCUCAUCGAGGUGCAUUUCUCCAGCCGUCAGAAGGAGGAGGAAGAGCUGAUCGCGCUGCGUAACCGCAUCGAACGCCGGCGCUCCGACCGGGCGGAACAGCAGCGAGUCCGAGCGGAGCAGGAGCGCGAGCGUCAGGCGAGGCUGACCGAGGAGAGGGUGAGGAGAGAGGAGGAGGCGGCCAAGCUUCGGGCUGAGGAGGACGCCAAGAAGAAGAAGAUAUUCUCCAACAAGUCGUUUGGUGGCUACCUGCAGAAGGUGGACCAGAAGAAAGGCAAGAAGCUGACGGCUCGAGAGGAGAAGAAGAAGGCCCUGAUGGAGCGCAGGAAGCCGCUCAACAUCGACCACCUGAACCAGGAGAAGCUGGCGGAGAAGGCGCAGGACCUCUGGCAGUGGCUUCACCAGCUGCACGCCGAGAAGUUUGAGCUGGCGGAGAAGCUCAAGAGGCAGAAGUACGACAUCUACGUGCUGCGAAACCGAGUCAGUGACCACCAGAGGGGCUCCAAAGCAUCCAAAACCUCCCGAGGCGCCAAGGGCAAGUCCGGCUCCUGGAAGUGAUGCCCAGAGUCCGCGAUGACCGGACCUCCGAGUUGUUUCUCGACUAUCUGGGGUCUGUGUCCAGCUUGGAUCAUAAAACUUAUCCCAGGGACUGUGUGCAGAUUGAUGGGCCGGGUUCCCCUUUGAGGGACUGAAUGCAGUAAAUCAAGCCAAAUAAUAGUGAAUGGUGUCUAUGAUUGUUCUGUUGAGAUUCAAUAAUCAACUUUAUUUAGCUGUUAAUGUGUUCACAGGCUGCGGUUGAAGAGUUUGUUACGUUUAUAUGUAUGCUGAUGAUGUUUGAUUUUGCUUCCUUCUACUAACUACUAGUUUCUCACCAACUAUUUUCCUAAAAAUGUUUUGAAUGUUCUGCUUAUUUCCAAUAAAUCAAGACUUGUGUAAAA
Molecule: messenger RNA, 1284 nt
Organism: Amphiprion ocellaris (clown anemonefish)
Lineage: Eukaryota; Metazoa; Chordata; Actinopteri; Pomacentridae
Gene: tnnt2c
Product: troponin T2c, cardiac
Exons: 1
Coding region: 65-904 (279 amino acids)
Biological process (GO): sarcomere organization; regulation of muscle contraction; cardiac muscle contraction
Cellular component (GO): troponin complex
Molecular function (GO): troponin C binding; troponin I binding; tropomyosin binding
Source: RefSeq, a predicted model, not a curated record